Toxorhynchites rutilus septentrionalis is the source of this 1947-nucleotide messenger RNA. RefSeq lists its product as uncharacterized. The coding region runs from base 764 to 1498 and encodes 244 amino acids. The record is from RefSeq and is a predicted model, not a curated record. The transcript is spliced from 4 exons. Lineage: Eukaryota; Metazoa; Arthropoda; Insecta; Diptera; Culicidae.
CGGACGGUCGGUAUUAAUUUAGGCAGCGCUAUUCAGUUGUUACCUGUCUGCCGUGCAGGUAGGUCGCGUUCGAGUUUCCGAACCUUCUUCUGGGAUCAAUCAUCUGGACCACCUGUAGAGUUUGAUCACCUGUCGUUACUCGAUCUCGCAUUCUGCAUACAUCUCACAUAUUCUGCUUCGUUCGAUCACGAAGGUGUAUAGCAGAUGUCUGCAUCCGCCAGUAGUCGGCUAGCACCCAUUGGCAGUUGGAUAAGCAGCUGGCAGCAUAAAGUAAUAAUAGUAACAAAUUUAUUAUCUGCUACAGUUAGCGUUCCUUGUAUCGUUUAACCGCAGUGCAUUCGCGAAGAACACAACACAAUCCGGUUGAGGUCCAUCGCCUGGAAAAACGUAAAGAAUAAGUCCUGUGUUAGUGCUGCUAUCUGUGAGUUUCAUUCAUUUCGGGAGAAGAAGUGAUUCGUGCUGUUAGCGAAAACAGGGGUGAAAAGCAUCCUCGCGACCGAGCACUGGACCAACGCAUCGCAUCCCACGGAGACAGAGAAAAUAGGAGAAAUUAGUCUGUCGAAAGCAGCCCCCUCUUUCCAUUGUUAGCUGCUAAUUAAUGUGCUGAAAUUGCUGUUUGUUUUUGAGUUUUAAUCAUUGUAACCAGUUUGAGGUUUUCUCCAAAAGCGAGACAGGAAAAAAAGAGUUAAUACUAAACAGUGGCUGUGCUUGUACUUCGGGAAUCGGCGAGAAGAAUCGUGAGAGAAAGAGAGGUUGCGGCAAGAUGGAAUACCGGUGGAUCUACUUGGUGGCACAGUUAAUCACAGUACUCUCCACCUGCACACAGAUCAUAUUGGCGGCACAAUCACUGUGGCCAAAUCUGUCGACAGAGAAAUGUUCCACCGGCGGUUCUUUGAAAUAUAUUUCCGGUAACGCACUCACAGACAGCCCGACAUGUUUAGGACCGAACAACGCUCCAUAUCCGAGCAAUGUGGUGGCACGAACGUUUUCCAACUGGAACUCAAACGGCUCAUCGCGAAGGGGCCGGAUGAGUCAGCCGCCAACCUUGGACCCUAAAUUGAUGCAGCGAGCCUUGCUGCAGGCGUAUGGUGAUGCCAACGAGGUGCCCCAAUUGGAGGAUGUGCGCACUAGAUACAGUCGCUCGGUGGACAGCGCACACCAAUGCCGCGAUACACCCUCCAGGUUGUGCAAAACCCGAUACAACACCACCGCACCAAUGUACGGAGUCAGUCUCACUUCCGGUCAGCCCGUAACGAUUGUGCAGAAAUUCCCCGAUCUUCUGCAGCAGGUCGUGUUUGAGGUGUGCGAAUCGUCCGAGUGUGAUGUGGUCCGAGGCGAGUGCACCCAAACCUAUGUCCCAUAUCUCUUUCUGGUGAUUCCGCUGGGGCCGGUAACCCUGACAGGCCAAGAUUAUGUUCUCGUCGAGAGUGGAUGCGUGUGUAAGCCCAAGUACGCAACGGAGAAACCGCGCGAAUCCGGAGGGAAUUUUAUACCAUGAAUGGACCUGCUGCUGCCGGUCGCCUGACCUGCCCCAUAGAUGUAUUAUUCGGAGUGAAUGGAGCCUCUGAACGUGCAAGUUGGAAUAGUGAUGUUGUCGUUGUGAUGCGCCUCCGCAAUCUGUUCAUCCUGACCCUACAUCAAGCAAAAAGAUAAACCAACAGUUCGCGAAAGCGAUGGCCUCAAGUCUUAAAUUCUUACCCUUAAACUAUCUAUCAUUAAUUAGACUGCAUAAACACCCACGACACUUUUUGUAAAUAUUUUCCAUCUACAUUUUUCUCAAUGUAAGAAAAAUUGUGCUAUUAUUUAGACUAUCUUUCAUUUUUCUCGUCAUAUUCACGUUCGCAAUAGUGAAUAAAGUCGAAUGGUAAUGUAUUUGAGAACAUGUACUUUCUAUUAUAUACAAAUUGUAUAUGUGAGACAUGAAAAUAAAUUAUUUAUUUUUAAUAA